AUGGUCUCCUUAAAUAUUGGUAGUCUUCCUCGUCAUUUUGAAGAAUUACGCACUUGGUUGUCAGAACAAAAUAUUGACUUAAUAGCUUUGAUUGAAACACGCUUAGAUAGAGAUGUAACUGACAAUCAUGUUAAACUUGAUAAUUAUCAAUUGAUUAGGAAAGACCGAAACCGAUAUGGUGGGGGAGUUUGUACAUAUUUGAAAAAUCACAUCAAUUGCAAGGUUCGGUGCGAUGUUAUGUCCGAUGACACAGAAACCAUUGUGAUUGAUAUUAUAAAGCCAAACAGUAAACCAUUUACCGUGGUAGUAAGUUACCGACCACCUGAAAGCGAUCCGGAUAUGUUUUUUGAUCAUAUGACUAGUAUUUUUAAUUUACUUGACAAUGAACAAAGAGAAACAUAUUUAUUAGGAGAUUUAAAUUGUGAUCUGCUUUCCGAAAGGAGUCGUCGACCCAUAACGUUAUUAAACUCAUUUUCUGAAUUAUUUCAGCUUGAACAACUUAUCAAAGAGCCCACCAGGUGUAAUGAAAAUAGCCAAACCUUAAUUGACGUGAUUCUUACAAACACCCCAGAAAGAGUUGUUACAUCAGCUGUUCUACACUUGGGCAUAAGCGAUCAUAGUUUGGUUUACGUUGUGCGCAAAGUCGCUAUCAAAACUAAGAGCAGGCAUCGCGUUGUUAAUAUUAGAUCCAUGAAAAACUUCAACAGCUAG
Molecule: messenger RNA, 711 nt
Organism: Paramuricea clavata
Lineage: Eukaryota; Metazoa; Cnidaria; Anthozoa; Malacalcyonacea; Plexauridae
Source: the annotation of a GenBank genome assembly